Molecule: messenger RNA, 485 nt
Organism: Drosophila navojoa
Lineage: Eukaryota; Metazoa; Arthropoda; Insecta; Diptera; Drosophilidae
Gene: pan
Product: transcription factor pangolin
Biological process (GO): regulation of transcription by RNA polymerase II; canonical Wnt signaling pathway
Cellular component (GO): chromatin; beta-catenin-TCF complex
Molecular function (GO): RNA polymerase II cis-regulatory region sequence-specific DNA binding; DNA-binding transcription factor activity, RNA polymerase II-specific
Source: RefSeq, a predicted model, not a curated record
CACAUGCACGAUUAUAUCGGAGUGCGCACUUAUGUAUAUGGUAAUUGGAAACAAAAUGGACGACGCUUUUUACGCAAUGCCUUCAAAGAAAACGUGAGAUUGCACUUGAACUAUAUAAAAUGGAGGACCAGUCUUGUUAUCUCUGAAGCCAAUCAAGGUCAUAUGGACUGACUUAUAAUGCCAUUUAUCAGAAUCGUGGCGAUUUAAAAAAAUAAAAAUUAGAAAUCCGGAAUAUAUUAACCAUGCCGCAUACACACACGCGUCAUGGAUCAUCCGGUGAUGAUUUAGGCAGCACGGAUGAAGUUAAGAUAUUUAAGGAUGAAGGUGAUCGCGAAGAUGAGAAAAUAUCAUCCGAGAACCUUUUAGUCGAAGAAAAGUCAAGUUUAAUUGAUUUAACAGAGAGUGAGGAAAAGAGCAGCAAGACGGUGACACGUCCGGAUCACAGUCCCGUAUUUAGUGAGUAUUCACAAUAUUGUAUAAGCUAA